Messenger RNA from Coregonus clupeaformis (lake whitefish), 1308 nucleotides. It is a transcript of the gene cox11, whose product is annotated as cytochrome c oxidase assembly protein COX11, mitochondrial. The transcript has 5 exons. Gene Ontology annotation, cellular component: mitochondrial inner membrane. The record is from RefSeq and is a predicted model, not a curated record. Gene Ontology annotation, molecular function: copper ion binding. Lineage: Eukaryota; Metazoa; Chordata; Actinopteri; Salmoniformes; Salmonidae. The coding region runs from base 139 to 954 and encodes 271 amino acids.
GGGGACGUUAAACCGCUGGACCAUGCUUUUCUUACAUGUUUUGUAAUGUACAAUCCAAGGGUGUGUGGCAGCUUAAUUUACUUGAUAGGAGCAGCAUCUGACUGGACUGAAGCUUGAACUUAUAAACCCACUGCAGUCAUGCUACUCCCCAUCCUUGUCCGUGAGUCCCUGUGCUGCUCUAAGAACUCUGUCUUACUGACAUCCUCAAACAUACAGACCUGUAUCAGGGGUCUUCAGGGCAAGGGAGCCAGGGGCCUCCACAGCUAUGCCCAGGGGUUCCUCUGUAGGAGGGUCCCCUCACGCCUCAACCCCCAGAUACGGGGGGCCAAGAGUCGGAAGAGCCAGACCAAGCAGCAGGAGGAUGAGUGGAGGAAGAGGAACAAGACGGUGCUGACGUAUAUCGCUGCUGCGGGGGUGGGAAUGAUCGGCAUGUCCUACGCGGCUGUACCCCUCUACAGACUUUACUGCCAGGCGUCCGGUCUGGGUGGGGCGGCGGUGGCAGGUCACGAUGCAGAGCAGGUGGAGACGAUGAAGCCAGUGAAGGACCGCAUCAUCAAGAUCACCUUCAACGCUGACACACAUGCCAGCAUGCAGUGGAACUUUCGCCCACAGCAGUCUGAGAUAUACGUGGUUCCAGGAGAGACUGCCCUGGCCUUCUACAGAGCCAAGAACCCCACAGACAAACCUGUUAUUGGGAUCUCCACCUACAACGUAGUGCCCUUUGAGGCUGGACAGUACUUCAACAAGAUACAGUGUUUCUGUUUUGAGGAGCAGCGGUUGAACCCUAAAGAGGAAGUGGACAUGCCUGUGUUCUUUUACAUCGACCCUGAGUUUGACGAGGACCCGCGAAUGGCCCGUGUCGACACCAUUACCCUCUCAUACACCUUCUUCGAAGCCAAGGAGGGACAGAAACUACACCUCCCCGGAUACAGUCCGAUUUCCCUACACAGCUGAAGAUUGGCCUCAUCGUGUCAGCCAUUUAAAAAUACUAUUUACUGUUCUCCUCAGAGCUGCUGAGUUAGUCCAAUAUAUAUAUAUAUAUACAGGCAUUCAAUCCAUAGAUUGGAUUUAUUGCUGAGACACAUUUCAUCACUACAGGAUGUUUCACAAAAGGUUACGGUGUGUGUAAUACACACCGAUGACUGCUGUAAUAUCAGUCAUCCAUCCCUGAAUCAGAGAAUGCAAAGAUAAUAUACGAAAAUGAUAAUGUACAGAGAAGAGGUUGUGAAAAAAUGUGAUGAAUAGUUCACUUAUCAAGUGUCUAAGACUGUACAGUGUUCUUCAAUCAAAUAAAUAAUGAUUAAUGAG